AAGUGAACCCCACUUAGUACAUUAUAUAAUGAUCUCACUUUCGUCAUCAACUAUACUAAACAAUUCAAUGAAUAUCAUAUCGAGAGACUAAUCAUAGAUAUGAAAAUCGAGGUGAAGUGGUGCGGCCGGCGGCAGAGACUCCGGCGGCCUGCCUGUGGAGUUCCAGUGUAGACUUGGUGGUGCCGAAUUUCCACACCCCCAGCGUCUACUUCUACCGCCCCACCGCCGCGGUAGACACAACAGCAAUGAGGGCGGCCCUCGGCCGCGCAUUGGUGCCGUUCUACCCCAUGGCGGGGAGGCUUAAGGUUGAUGAGGACGGUCGGAUUGAGAUUGAUUGUAACGCUGAGGGCGUGCUGUUUGUGGAGGCCGAGGCCGACGGUGCGGUGGAUGAUUACGGUGAUUUUGCUCCGAGUUUAGAGCUCUCCCGCCUCAUUCCGCUGGUGGAUUACUCUCAGGGAAUAUCCGCAUUCCCUCUUCUCGUGGCGCAGGUGACAUUUUUCAAAUCUGGUGGAGUCUCCUUAGGUGUGGGAAUACAUCACCGUGUGGCAGACGGAUAUUCCGGGCUUCACUUCAUCAACACAUGGUCUGAUAUGGCUCGGGGGCUAGACAUGACCCUCCCGCCAUUCAUAGAUCGGACCCUUCUCCGGAUGCGCAACUCCCCUCGGCCCCAAUUCGAGCACAUCGAGUACCAUCCCCCACCGGCCAUGAAGAUUACAACAACUCAUCGAGGUAAGGAUGAGCUAGUGGUUUCGAUAUUCGAGCUAGUGGUUUCGAUAUUCAAGCUAGCGCGCCAACUACUGAAUGCUCUGAAAACCAAGUCCAAGGAGGAGGGCGACUUGGUGAAUUAUAGCUCCUAUGAACUAUUAUCGGCCUACAUAUGGCGUUGCGCCUGCAAGGCGCGCGCUCUACCACAUGACCAACUCACAAAGCUAUACACCGCAGUAGAGGGGCGGUCAAGGCUCCAGCCCCCGCUCCCUCCUGGUUACUUUGGCAAUGUCAUCUUCAAUGCUACGCCAGUAGCCUUGGCAGGGGACCUGGAGUCUAAGCCCCUCUGCUACGGCGCUAGUAAGAUCCAUAAUGGAUUGGCCAGAAUGGAUAAUGACUACUUGAGGUCGGCUCUGGAUUACUUGGAGAUCCAGCCCGACCUCACCCAACUUGUUCGGGGGCCCCACACCUAUUGCUGCCCUAACCUCGGGAUAACCAGCUGGGUGAGGCUCCCGGUCCACGAUGCUGAUUUUGGCUGGGGAAGGCCCAUCUUUAUGGGGCCCGGUGGCAUAGCGUACGAAGGUCUGGCCUAUGUUUUGCCUAGUCCGACCAACGACGGGAGCCUAUCCGUAGCCAUUUCCUUGCAGGCGGACCAUAUGAAGGUCUUUGAGAAAGUGCUCUAUCAGAUUUGAAUUGCCAAUGUAUAACUUAUGUUUAUCAUCUUUAAGGAUUUUAUUUCUAUGCUUCAAUUCCAUUUUGGUGUUUAAUUCU
Molecule: messenger RNA, 1476 nt
Organism: Salvia splendens (bonfire salvia)
Lineage: Eukaryota; Viridiplantae; Streptophyta; Magnoliopsida; Lamiales; Lamiaceae
Product: shikimate O-hydroxycinnamoyltransferase-like
Exons: 2
Coding region: 246-1397 (383 amino acids)
Molecular function (GO): acyltransferase activity, transferring groups other than amino-acyl groups
Source: RefSeq, a predicted model, not a curated record